AUGGAGGUGAAUAACUUGUCCUUCUACUUCUCUAGUAGAAGGACAAACGAAAAAGGAAGCAUCCCAGGAGCCCAUUUUCCACCUAAGUUGCUAACAGGAUGUUUAUGGAACGACCGUUUCAAGCAGUUUGUGCUUCUUCAAACAGCUCUAACGAGACAACAAUUCUCAGAAUCUCUGCAAAGCGCCACCUCUUCACGCCGGGGCGGGGGCUGGGGCUGGGGCGAGCGCCUCUCCGGGUGGGGGCCCCUGGCGCGGCUGGCGGGGCCGAGCUGCGUGUCGGUGUGCCUCGAGUGGUGGUGGUACGAGCUGAUGAUCCUCCUCUGCGGCCUCCUCCCGGACCCCAAGCCCACCGUGGCCGCCAUGGGCGUGCUCAUCCAGACCACGGCGCUCGUCUACGUCUUCCCCUCCUCGCUCGGCUUCGGCGUGUCCACGCGCGUCGGCAACGAGCUCGGCGCCAACCGCCCCGCGCGCGCGCGCGCCGCCGCCGCCACGGCCGUGGGGCUCGCUGCGCUCACGGGCCUCGGCGCCCUGGGCUUCGCCGCCGGCGUGCGGGAGCGCUGGGGCCGCAUGUUCACCGCCGACGCCGACAUCCUGCGCCUCACGGCCGCCGCGCUCCCCAUCGUCGGGCUGUGCGAGCUCGGCAACUGCCCCCAGACCGUGGGCUGCGGCGUCCUCCGCGGCACCGCGCGCCCGGCCCACGCCGCCCAAGUCAACCUCGGCGCCUUCUACCUCGUGGGCGCCCCCGUCGCCGUGGGCCUGGGCUUCGGCCUCGGCGUGGGCUUCUGCGGCCUCUGGAUGGGCCUGCUCGCGGCCCAGGUCUGCUGCGCCGGCCUCAUGCUCUACGUCGUCUGGACCACCGACUGGGACGCGCAGGCGCGCCGGGCCCAGCUGCUCACGUCCGCGCCCGCCCCCGCCCCCGCCCCCGCCCCGGACGUCGAGAAGGCCGGGGCGAUGCUGAUUGGCCCGGAGCCCCAGGAGGGAGGAGACAAGGUGAGCUGCUACCAGCCGCUGAUCUCGAUCAGGACGGUGGUGGAGAUCGAGAGAGGAUGAUGAUGAUUUGUAAUAAUGUAAUGUAACCUAUCUACGACACUCUGCUGCGCUCUUACCGCGUGGAACGAUAUGAGAGACCAAGAGCGAGAGCGAGUAUUUUUUUUUUUUUUUUUUUUUUUUUUUUUUUUUU
Molecule: messenger RNA, 1180 nt
Organism: Ananas comosus (pineapple)
Lineage: Eukaryota; Viridiplantae; Streptophyta; Magnoliopsida; Poales; Bromeliaceae
Product: protein DETOXIFICATION 51-like
Exons: 4
Coding region: 1-1050 (349 amino acids)
Biological process (GO): transmembrane transport
Cellular component (GO): membrane
Molecular function (GO): antiporter activity; xenobiotic transmembrane transporter activity
Source: RefSeq, a predicted model, not a curated record